GGCGUCAGCCUUCCAGCUCCAAGCCGCCGCGCUGAGCGCGGGUAAAGUUGAGCACAUGAAGAAUGCGCCUGGAAUCCGCCAACUGGAGUGAAUGCCUUUGCUCCAACGUCGCUUCGCCUCCGCUUUCUUCGUGGAAAGAAGAGGCUUGUGGGUAAAGGAGGCCGACUGCAUAUUGAUGUCACACGACACGGGUUGGAGGAGGCAGAGCAUACAGCGGCUGACAUCACGUAGAUACAAAUUGCACUGAAAAGUUGGGAGGAAAAAGCAGCGCAGGAGAGGUUGGGCUUUUUUGGUACAUAGGCGCAUCCACCAGCAGCGGAAAAUAAUCUCUUUUUUAUUGUUUUUAGGAACUCGCGCACUUAUCGCUUUUUUCUCUCCGUCAUUGUCCCUUCCGUAUUCCCUUCUGUAUGUUUAUAUUUUUACUUUAAAAGGAAGCAGAAUGGGAUUUGCCAUGCGCCUCAGAAAGGAAGAAAUUUGAAAAUUGACUGCACAGGCUCAAAGUUCCAGUCCACCCAAAGUCGGAAAACGAAGUAAACGCCCAGUCGCCCGCGGGAGGGGUUGGGAAAGAAAACAAAACAACAAAAAAGGAGAUCUAAUGAAAGCUUUGCUGCCGUGCCGGCGAAAACACUUUUGGGCAACUUUUCAAAAGAAGGGAAGGGAAAAGGGGAAAAUAUGUUAGAGGAGCCGGCAUUAUCUGUGUGUGCCUUCAGGGGUUCCCCCUAGGCGCGGCGUGGGUCUUGGACUAUUUUUUCCAUCAGUUUGCCUUUUUUUGAGUUCGUGUUUUUUUCAACUAAUUGCCUGCACUUCCCAAGGGCUUGUGCCUUUGCGCCUGAUUUUUUUUUGGGCCUAGCGGCGCGGGAUAUAUAAUCGAAAGGAAGGAUUGAACCACCGAAUGAAUGUGAAGAGGCUUCCAUUUUUAGGAGAGCCCGGGGAUAGAUAAGUAGUGCUGUUGUAUAUGCCUAAGAAGAAAGGGACUCGAUAAAGGAAUUAAGUAAAAAUGUCCGCUGGGAUGGCGAGACAUACAGAAAACUCUCUGAGUAAACUGGAAGCCAUGAUCAAGGACCCCAAGUGUGCGGUCAACUUGCACAGUUUGUUGGAUGCCAUGAAUGCAUUGGUUUUAGAUUUGGAUUUUCCAGCCCUUAAAAAAAAUGCCAACAUUGAAAAUUUUCUCAACAGAUAUGAGAAGAUUAUAGCAAAGAUUCGAGAACUUCAACUGAAAUCCGAGGACUAUGAAGCAGUGAAGGUGAUUGGGAGAGGUGCAUUUGGAGAAGUGCAGCUGGUGAGACAUAAAAUGUCACAGAAAGUUUAUGCAAUGAAACUUCUUAGCAAAUUUGAGAUGCUCAAGAGGUCAGAUUCAGCCUUCUUCUGGGAAGAACGAGAUAUUAUGGCUUUUGCUAAUAGUCCCUGGAUUGUACAGCUCUGUUGUGCCUUCCAAGAUGACCGCUUCCUUUAUAUGGUAAUGGAGUACAUGCCUGGAGGAGAUCUGGUGAAUCUUACAAGUACCUACGAUGUGCCUGAAAAAUGGGCCAAAUUUUAUACUGCUGAAGUUGUGUUAGCUCUUGAUGCUAUUCAUUCUAUGGGUUUCAUACACAGAGAUGUGAAGCCUGACAACAUGCUGCUUGACAAAUAUGGACAUUUAAAGUUGGCAGAUUUUGGGACGUGCAUGAAAAUGGAUGAGACAGGGAUGGUGAGAUGUGAUACAGCUGUUGGAACCCCUGAUUACAUAUCGCCAGAAGUGCUAAAAUCGCAAGGUGGCGAUGGUUACUAUGGUCGAGAAUGUGACUGGUGGUCUGUGGGUGUCUUUAUUUUUGAAAUGCUUGUUGGUGAUACUCCAUUUUAUGCUGAUUCGUUGGUGGGGACAUACAGCAAAAUUAUGGAUCAUAAGAAUUCAUUAAGGUUUCCAGAUGAUGUGGACAUCUCUAAAAAUGCAAAGGACCUCAUCUGUGCUUUCCUAACAGAUAGGGAAGUGCGCCUUGGUAGAAAUGGAGUUGAUGAAAUUAAAUGCCAUCCUUUUUUCAAGAAUGACCAAUGGACAUUUGACACCAUACGGGAGACUGUAGCCCCUGUAGUUCCUGAAUUAAGUAGUGAUAUAGAUACCAGUAACUUUGAUGAAAUUGAAGAUGAUAAAGGGGAUGUUGAAACCUUUCCAAUCCCUAAAGCAUUUGUUGGGAACCAGUUGCCUUUUAUUGGAUUCACAUACUUCAGGGAGGAUCCGUUGCUUAGUGACUCAAAUGUAUCCGCUAUAGAAAAUGAAAAUGGAACAUCUAAUAAAGGGGAGGAAAAUAUAGUGUUUUCCCAAGUACAAAAGAAACUUCAUCAGUUAGAAGAACAACUUCAUAAUGAAAUGCAAGCCAAAGAUGACCUUGAGCAAAAGUACAGAAAUUCUAGUGGGCGACUUGAAAAGAUUACAAAAGAGCUUGAUGAAGAGGUCAACUUAAGGAAAAACCUUGAAUCUAAUCUGAGGCAGUUGGAACGGGAAAAAGCAUUAUUGCAGCAUAAAAAUGUAGAGUACCAAAGAAAGGCUGAGAGUGAAGCAGACAAGAAGCGUUGUCUGGAAAAUGAUGUUAACAGCUUAAAGGAUCAACUGGAAGAGUUAAAAAGAAGAAAUCAAAAUUCUCAAAUUUCAAAUGAAAAAAAUAUUCAGCUACAAAGACAACUAGAUGAAGCAAAUUCAUUGUUACGUGCGGAGUCAGAUACAUCAGCCAGGCUGAGAAAAACUCAAACAGAGAUGACAAAACAAAUCCAACAGCUGGAAGCUAAUAGUCGAGAGCUACAGGACAAAUAUUGUUUGUUGGAAAAUGGCAAAUUGAAAUUUGAAAAGGAGUUUCUUAGUCUGCAGUCGGCAUUGGAGUUAGAAAAAAGGGACCGGAGCCAUGGUUCUGAAGUAAUCACUGAUUUGCAAGGACGAAUCUCUGGUUUAGAAGAAGAGCUUCGAAAUGUAAAAGCUUUGGUGUCCAAGGCAGAAAUGGAAAAGAGACAACUACAUGAAAAGUUGACUAACUUGGAAAAGGAAAAGAAUAAUAUUGAAAUAGAUAUGACAUAUAAAUUAAAAGUUCUGCAGCAAGCUAUUGAGCAAGAAGAAGCUGAACAUAAAGCUACUAAAGGUCGGUUAGCAGAUAAAAACAAAAUAUAUGAGUCUAUUGAAGAAACAAAAUCAGAAGCCAUGAAAGAGAUGGAAAGAAAGCUUCAAGAAGAAAGAACCUCAAAAAUGAAAGUGGAAAACAAUCUUUUGGAAGUUGAGAAACGGUGCUCCAUUUUGGACUGUGAUUUUAAACAACUGCAGCAGAAAUAUGAUGAGGCACAUCGCUUGAAAGAGAAGCUGUCAGAGGAGGUUAAGAACCUUUCUUUGAAGAUAGAACAAGAAACACAGAAGCGCAGUUUAACUCAAAACGACCUAAAGAUGCAAACUCAGCAAGUCAAUGCACUGAAAAUGUCAGAGAAACAGUUGAAACAAGAGAUAAAUCACCUUUUGGAGAUCAAAUUAACCCUGGACAAACAGAACAGUGAGCUUCGCAAGGAACGCCAGGAUGCAGAUGGUCAGAUGAAAGAACUUCAAGAUCAGUUAGAAGCUGAGCAGUACUUCUCGACUUUAUAUAAAACUCAGGUUAGAGAACUGAAAGAAGAAUGUGAAGAGAAAAACAAGAUUUGCAAAGAAAUGCAGCAGAAGGUUCAAGAACUUCAAGAUGAAAGGGAUUCACUAGCAGCUCAACUUGAAAUAACUCUGACUAAGGCAGAUUCUGAACAGUUGGCACGUUCCAUAGCUGAAGAACAGUACUCUGACUUAGAGAAAGAGAAGAUAAUGAAAGAGCUUGAGAUUAAAGAAAUGAUGGCCAGGCACAAACAAGAAUUAGCAGAAAAGGAUGCUACAAUUGGAUCGCUAGAGGAGGCAAAUAGGACCUUAACCUGUGAUGUUGCAAAUCUGGCUAAUGAAAAGGAAGAGUUCAACAACAGAUUAAAAGAAGGUCAAGAUCAAUUGCAGAAGAUGAAGGAAAGUGAGCAGUCACUUGGAAUAGUUAAACUUCAGUUUGAGAAACAAUUACAAUCUGAACGAACACUAAAGACACAGGCAGUGAACAAGCUGGCGGAGAUUAUGAACCGCAGAGAAAUCCGUGGAAGUGGAAGUAGGCGCGGAAAUGACACCGAUGUGCGCCGAAAAGAAAAGGAAAACAGGAAACUUCAGCUCGAGCUUCGUUCUGAGAAGGAGAAACUUAACAGCAUGAUGAUCAAAUACCAGAAAGAGAUUAAUGAGAUGCAAGCACAAAUAGCAGAUGAAAGCCAGGUACGCAUUGAGUUGCAGAUGGCAUUGGACAGCAAAGACAGUGACAUUGAACAGCUGCGUAAUCAACUUAUAUCCCUGAAUAUCCACAGUUCCGAUACAACAAGCAUUGGCAGUGGACCAGAUUUUGAUGUCGAUGAUACCUAUCCAGUUCGUAUAACUCAUUCUCAUACAUCGGAAUCCUUGUCUUUCACCUACAAACGAUCAUCUACUUCUGUCAGUAUUGAUACUAAGCCCUCCCAGUCCUGUAUGAUUUUUGACUCUGAUUCUGAUCUAGAGGAAGCAAGUGUGAGUGAACCUGAGCCACUCAAAUAUGAAUCUUCAGAGUGUGACAAUCCAGAGUCAAGAUUGGAAGGAUGGCUAUCACUGCCUUUUAGAAACAAUACUAAAAAGUUUGGAUGGGAGAAGAAGUACGUUGUUGUGAGUAGUAAGAAGAUACUUUUCUACAACAGUGAACAAGACAGAGAACAAUCUAAUCCUUAUAUGGUCUUGGAUAUUGAUAAACUGUUCCAUGUGAGAUCAGUAACACAAACUGAUGUGUAUAGAGCCGAUGCUAAAGAUAUCCCAAGGAUAUUUCAGAUAUUAUAUGCUAAUGAAGGGGAGAGCAAAAAAGAUCAAGAGUUUCCUGUAGAACCACUACCUAUUGGAGAAAAAUCCAGUUAUAUUUGCCACAAAGGACAUGAGUUCAUUCCAACACUGUACCACUUCCCUACAAAUUGUGAAGCUUGCACAAAACCAUUGUGGAACAUGUUUAAACCCCCACCUGCCUUGGAAUGUCGUCGUUGUCAUAUCAAGUGUCACAAAGAUCAUAUGGAUAAAAAAGAAGAAGUCAUUGCACCUUGUCGAGUUAACUACGACAUUUCUACAGCAAAGAACCUUUUGCUAUUAGCAAAUUCACAAGAAGAACAGCAGAAGUGGGUUAGCCGUCUUAUAAAAAAGAUUCCAAAGAAACCACCUGCACCAGAUCCAUUUGCUAGGUCCUCUCCAAGAGCUUCCAUGAAGGUACAACCAAAUCAAUCCAUGCGGCGACCAAGUCGACAGCAUCCACAAAGUAAACCAAGCCCACCGAGACCAGAACCUCCAAGGAUAAAAAGGGAAGAAUCCAGCAGUGAAAGUCUACCAAAUUUUAAACUUUAAAAUUGUUUCUGUUAUAUAUUUUGUUUAUGCAUUUGGACUGACUUUGUUUGGAAUUGAUUGCUAAAGAAUUGUUAUAGAAAGAGGCAUGGCUUUAUUUCUUAUUUUUCCCCUUCUGCAUGUGUUGUUCUCCUGUGUUCUCUCAGUGGUUUUUUUUUUUUUACUUGAUUAUAAACAGCUGUAUCACCAUAAUCAAAAAUGAAUUUGCAAGUAAUAUUAACUUGAAAAAUGAAAAUAUAUGGACCACUUUGAAAUAUUCUAAAAGUCUUCGGCUUUUUUCAUUAAUAUUUUAAUGGAAGAAUGUUUUGGACUUUAAUUCCCUUUAUUCUAUCCAACAUCUGCACUGUACAUAGAACACUUUUUUGCACAAGCAUGUAUUUUAUUAUAGUUCAGAAAUAUUAAAAAUAAAAUUGUAUAUUAGAUAUUUUAUGUGCAAUAUUUUCACUGUGGAAUUCAUUAUCACAUAACUCAAAGUAGCCGUUCUAAUAGAUAGAACACUUCAUCUUUGUUUUUGCUUGUGGGGAAUGACUUCUGAACUAAUGACCUUCUUCUUGUCUUUCCAGUUAACUGCCUUGUAUGGGAUUGCAGUCACGCUUCAAGGUGAUGGGUCUCUUCCUAACAUUUAAAAGACUGAUAUAUGACACAUCCUCCAAUGCACAAACCCAGAAAAUCUAUCAAUAUGCAUUUAAAUAUCACUGGUUUACAGCAUAUGGCAUAAGUGAAUUAAUAAAUACUAAUCCUGGGUCAGUACCUACAGCUUUUGGGCAUCUAACUGAAAUAUCAACGUUUGCACUGAGUGUGUCUUACAUCUGUGCACUUUUCUUUUGUCAAAGGUAUCUUUCCAAAUUGGUUAGUGUACCUCAUUCAGGCUUACAAAGUGAAAUGCUGCAAAGAGGUUUUGGAAAGAGAGAGAGCACUCAAGAAACUGUUGGAAUAGAACAUUCAAAGGAAGUUAAAAUUGUAUUGCACACUUAAAAUAUUAUUUUUCAAAUAUUAAUACUAGAAGAAGAGAGAGAAAAGUAAAUAGUGAAUACAACACCAGUACGUUAAUAACGUGUUUUUACCAAUGCAGCUGUGCACCUGUAAAAUGCCAUAGUAAGUGGUUCACACAAGCAUAAAUAUUUUAUAAAUAUCAAAGGCCGCAUAUGAAUGUUGGGCAGCUACAUUUGUGACAAAUAUUCAAAAGAUGAUUAUGAAGAAAAACACGCGCAUCAUUUCUUUUCAUAUCAACACAUUGCUAAACACCUACUUCAGUGUUUUCCUGUUCCUUGAAAGUGACAUUUACUUCUUGGAUAAAUGUUCAUUUAAAAUAGUGCACUAUAUUUAUGCAUUAGUAUUAUGUUGAUGUAUUCCUGUGUUUUGAAUGUAUACAACUACAUACCUUUAAAAAGGAUUGGAAAUACUAAUUGAACUAUGUAAUGUAAGAAGGAACAUGUACAAUAUUUCUUAUCUAAAUUAUAAUAUAAAUGAGUGACUUUAUUAUCCAACCAAGUCUUUUAAACUCUAUUGUGUAGAGUCUUCAUUGCCAUCACAAAGUGCUGACAUUUUGUAUUUGCCUUUAUGUAUUCUAGAUGUGUUUUAUUAUUCCUACAAAUUCUUGACUCUUUAUUUUUACUAAAACUUCACAGCACAUAUGUAAAACUUCUAAAUCCUUAAAUAUUUAUGAGUCAUACUGUAGAAUUGUUUUUAUUUUUUCUAUGAAGUUCUCCAUAAAUGAAAAACUAUAGAUACUAUAGUUUCUUGUGUCGACUGGCAAAUAUGGGAAGAUGCCUUAAAACUGGCAUUUAAGUGGGGGUGUGUGUAUAUAUUGUAUAUGAAUACAUACAUAUAUGUGUGUAUACUUAUACAUACAUACACACAUUUUUAUAUAAAUAUAUAUAAUGUAUAUAUAAAAAUACACACACACUCUUUAAAAUGCACACAUAAGUGCAAUGUGUGUCAUGGUGCAAAAAUAUGUAAUUUAUAUCUGUUCACUUAAUAUUUAAAAGUGCUAUUCAGAAAGUGCAUGUUUUAUACAGACUACAGUAUGUUAAAAUGUAAAGCAUUCAAUAAUAAAAUGAUGUAACCUUC
Messenger RNA from Polypterus senegalus (gray bichir), 7480 nucleotides. It is a transcript of the gene rock2a, whose product is annotated as rho-associated, coiled-coil containing protein kinase 2a. The record is from RefSeq and is a predicted model, not a curated record. Lineage: Eukaryota; Metazoa; Chordata; Cladistia; Polypteriformes; Polypteridae. The coding region runs from base 998 to 5413 and encodes 1471 amino acids. Gene Ontology annotation, biological process: positive regulation of centrosome duplication; actomyosin structure organization; embryonic morphogenesis. Gene Ontology annotation, cellular component: cytoplasm; centrosome; cytoskeleton. The transcript is spliced from 34 exons. Gene Ontology annotation, molecular function: ATP binding; small GTPase binding; Rho-dependent protein serine/threonine kinase activity.